Messenger RNA from Cladocopium goreaui, 1653 nucleotides. NCBI's taxonomy places the organism in Eukaryota, Dinophyceae, Suessiales, Symbiodiniaceae. The record is from the annotation of a GenBank genome assembly.
UUCGCCCUCCUCGUCGCUACGGCCCUCCGGGACUCCACACCAUGGGGAUGACCACGGAAGAAGUGGUGCGUCGCGCCUUUCUCAACGCCGACGUGGAUCAGUCCGGGACACUGGAUAUUCAAGAGUUUGGUCGGCUAUUGCAGCUGCUGAACCCCAGUACUUGGAGCCAAGAGCGCUUGCAGCUCUUCUUUUUACGCGCGGACAAGGAUGGUUCCGGACGAGUGGACCUACAAGAAACCUUGGACUGGCUGCUGUAUGGCGCAUCUCGAAGGAAGAAGGAGGAGGUGGCCGCGUCACGUCCAGCGGCCCUGGACGACGCAGUGCUGGAGGACAUCGCGGAGCGCAAGCGGCGGAGCUCCGAGGUGUCGCGCAUCAUGAAAGCCUUUGACGAUGCAGACUUCAACAAAGAUGGCUACUUAGACAAGGAGGAGUUCGCCCGGCUGCUGAUGCACCUGGACCCCAAACGCUUCAGCGACCCCAAGAAGCUGACCUCGGCCUUCCUGAAAGCGGACAACGAUCGCAGUGGGAGUCUGGAGACCGGAGAGGUGGAGGCUUGGUUGCGAGAAUACCUCGCGAAGGCCGGCAUCAGUGAAGAGGAGGAACUCUACAUGCUCCUUACCUGGCGCGACAAUCGUAACGCGGGACCCUUGCGUUUGGAUGACUUGUUGGGCGCAUUUCAAUCCUGUACUUCUCAAGGGAUGAGCGCUCGCUUCAGAGGGCAUGUUCCCCAAGCAGUUCCAGGCUUUUUUGAACCCCACGAUGUUUCACCCAUGGAAUUUGUGAUGCUCUUCGAGCAUUUGCGCGAGCAUCGCGAUGCCACGGAUAAAGAGAUUCGGGAACAGUUAAGUUCCUAUUCCUGGCGGCGAAAGAACAAACAGGAGAUGAAGCGAAGCUUCUCAGGGAACCUGACCAGCUUGCUUAACAGCUUAGGUCAUAAUCCCAACACCCCGGUGGGUUUGGGGCUCUUUAAACAACUCCUCGCCGUCCUUACAGCAAUUUUGCGUAUCGAUCGCGAGCACAUGCUCAUGUUCUUCGCAUGGUCGAAGACAGGGCACUUUCAGCUGACCGAUUCGAUCAUCGAAAAGGUCCUGGAAAAGGUCUUCAUGAAGGUCCCAAAGUCCAAAGAACCCUUGCUGUCAAUGAGCGUCAGUGAGAAUGACUUCUAUCGCGUGUGUUUUAGCAUGGAUGUGCUGGAUACCAACGGCCGUCACGGAAUUCCGCGCGGGCAGAUCGCAUUGAUCUUUCAGGACAUCCUCCGCAACAUGUCGCAGAAGCUCUCCGACCGCGAGGCCUUGAAGAAGCCCUUCCGCCGCAAGGAUAAGAGUCCCAAGAAAGGCUCCAAAGGCAGCUCAGGCACGACGCUCACCCCGUCCUCGCCGGCCGCGAUCCCGGUGUGCCUCCGUCACGAGUUACGGGGCACCAAGGAAAUCGGCCUCCUCCUGGAGAUGCUCUGGUCCGCCCUGCCGGGUCGUCCGUUUCCCACGGUGCUGGAUAUGGUCAUGAACUUCCUGGAACGCGCCGCGCAGCAAGCUGCAGCCCCGCGCGCGGCGUCGCCGCCUGCGCCCAGGGCGCCGUCGCCGCCGAAGGCGGGUGACGAAGAUUAGGUCAGCAGCGUUGGCGAAAGAGAUGCCACAAAGAUUCAUGGAAUGUUCG